UGACGCCAUCUUCGACGCAUGCGCAAGUUCAAUUCCGUUGGUAAUUUGCGGUCCCGUUCUGCGGUGUGUGCUGGAAGAUUGUAAUGGUUCUGGUACGCGCACCUUGAUAAACACAGUAAGGUGCACGCUGCUUGCCGAAUCAUUUCAGGCUGACUGAUACGUCGGAAGGACUCGGCUCGUAGGAGUAAGUACACAUAAUUUCCGGGAAAGUACAUCAGAAGACGCCACGACCGUUUUCCGCAUCGCUCCUUCCCGAUUCCCGCGGCUUGUCCGACAUUUGAAGCGAAAUUUCUGCAAGUCGAGUGAGUCCGCUGUAACGGCUGCCGGAAUUCGUUCUUAACAGACGUCGUUGCACUUGGAAGCUCAGGAGGACACAGCUCGAGGUUGGAAAAGAAGUGAUGGGAGAAGAUGACACGGGAGCGUUCAGCACUUGGGACUACGUGGUCCUUGUCGCUAUGCUCUUGAUCUCAGCGGGUAUCGGAGUGUACUACCGCUUCACUGGAGGCAGGCAGAAGACCACGCAAGAGUACUUGCUGGGGGACCGCAAUCUGUCCGUUUUCCCCGUUUCUAUCUCCCUGAUGGCCAGCUUCAUGUCUGCUAUCACUCUUCUCGGAGUCACUAUGGAGAACUAUGCGUAUGGGACGCAGUUCGUCGUGAUAAACUUUUCAUACGGACUGGCGACCCCCAUCGCGGCAUACUGCUUUCUUCCAGUGUUCUUCAAACUGCAAGCCACUAGUGCCUACCAUUACCUGGAGCUGCGGUUCGGACGGGUGGCGCGGCUGGCCGCUUCGAUCGCGUUCUCCCUGCAGAUGGUCCUUUAUAUGGGCAUCGUGGUGUAUGCUCCGGCCCUAGCCCUGGAGGCUGUUACAGGUCUUUCGAAGACCCUUUCUGUUCUAAGUAUUGGCCUCGUCUGUACCUUCUAUUCUACCAUCGGUGGCAUGAAAGCUGUUGUUGUUACCGACGUCUUUCAGUCCCUGUUAAUGUUUGUGGCCGUUUACGUGGUGAUUAUCAAAGCUACAAUAGAUGCGGGAGGUCUGGCAGAAGUGUGGGAGAUAGCUGUUAAUGGGAGCAGAGUUGAAUUUGACAACUUUGAUCCUGAUCCAACUGUGCGCCACACGUGGUGGAGUCUGAUCAUCGGCGGAGGCUUGACGUACUUGUCACUGUACGCUGUGAACCAAGCUCAAGUACAGCGUCUGCUGACUCUAAAGGACUUGAAGAAGUCGCAGCGGGCCCUGUGGAUCAGCUGGCCUGUUCUCACUUUGCUUAGCCUGAGCACCUCGUUCUCGGGCCUCGCCAUUUACUCAAAGUACAGUGGUUGUGAUCCUUUAAAAGCUGGGCGAAUUUCUGCUUACGACCAGCUGAUGCCUCUUUACGUAGUGGACAGUCUGAGGCACCUCCCAGGCCUCCCAGGGUUGUUUGUUGCUGGUAUAUUCAGUGGGUCCUUAAGUACUGUGUCCUCAGCUGUCAACUCUCUUGCAGCUGUGACUUUGGAAGAUUACUUCAAGCCAGCUUACGCUAGCCUGAAAGGCACACCACUACCCGAAGUUUGGAGUGGGUUCAUCUCAAAGAUACUGGCGCUGCUGUAUGGGCUACUGUGUCUUGGUAUGGCCUACGCUGCAGAGUACCUGGGCGGUGUUCUCCAGGCGAGCCUGACCAUCUUUGGAGUUGUGGGUGGACCGCUGUUUGGGUUAUUCACGUUGGGGAUGUUCUUUCCCUCGGUCAAUCAGAUAGGCGCAGUGACUGGGCUCCUCAUUGGCAUUGCUUUGUCACUGUGGAUUGGAUUCGGUGGCCCCAAGCCCCCUCCAAAAAUGUUGCCUAUGUCAACUGAGAGUUGUUCACCAAGAAUACAGACUGAUUUAUUGAACAUGAGUGCUUCAAGCAGGGUUCAGAUGACAAGACUGAUUCAAAAUGCAACAACUGAAGUUACCAGGGCUGCUGACAGUUCUGAUGACUACUUUCUUCUAUAUAAACUGUCGUAUAUGUGGUAUGUUGUGAUUGGCUUCCUGGUGACGCUGCUUGUUGGUAUCAUUGUCAGCUACGUUAUUAGUUGGUGUCGUAAGGAACCAGACACGGUGCAUAACCCAGACCUGUUUGCCCCUCUUGUUCGGGGCUAUGUCAAACGGAGGUACCAGACAAAGGCACCGGUAGAUGAUGAAGAUGAAGUGGCAAUGAAGGAAAAGAAUGGCAUCAAAAUUAUCAGAAUCGACGAUGAUGCCGAUAGAGUGCCUGAAUAUAACGAGAACCAGAAACUCUCUGCAGCAACACCAUUAUAACAGUUACUGAAAAUAAGUGUUAAGGCUCUCAGUGCCCACAUAACAGAUUUUACUUCCUGAACACCAAGCAGAAGAUUACAGAUUGUAUGAAUAAUUAAUUAUGCAACAUUAUUUUUGUAUGAAUCAUACAGAGUUCAUAAGAGUAAAUCAGUAUUUUAAAAUAGAAAAUUGGAUUACUUAGAGGUCUGGUCUUGUGUGUCAACUGAAACCAGUCUGACUGCAACACUUUGUGGUGGGACGAGGAUCCCGUCCCAAAUCUGAACUAACCGCAAAGUGUGUGCGUCUUGUAAAGCACUCAUCAUUCCAAAUAACAAUGGCCACUGUUACUCAGUAUGAAGAAAAUUAUGGAUGAUACUCUUAAGUCUGGUCCUAACAGAUAUUAUUGACCUAGUGGUAUUUGUUCUCUGCAUCAGCUGUGAUAGUAUUCGUAGCAUAUGUGUCCUCCUUUAAUCCGACCAUUAUCCAGGCUGCUGCAUCUGUGAAUAAUUUCUUCAUGGCAGGUGCGCUACUCAUUGUAAAAGGUGUUGAUGAUGACUGCUGGCGGGGAAUCUUCAGCUUAACACAAGCUCCAGGCCUCAGCAUGAAGUCAGUAUUCUUUACAAUCACAAAAUUGUUCAUUUAUUAGAGGUGAGUGUAAGCAAAAACAAGCACAAAAGUUUGGAAAUAUUUCCGGUCAGUCUCAAACCCAAGAUGUUUGACACAGAAGUGCAGUGCCUUAUUGCUGGCUCCCAGAUCACUCUCAUUAUCAAAAACACAUUCAUGAGACCAUGGGAACGCUAUUGAAGGAAGUUGAAAACAUCUCUCACUCUUUUCUUAAUCAUUGAAUAAUUCUUUUGUAAAUAAAAGAGAUAUUAGAACGGGUUGGAGUUAAGCUGUUGAACGCAUCCUCUAGGUGUGGCUUGUGAAAGUAUUCCUUUGUUUUAUGAAUAUUUUUAAUUAAGAUUUUAUUUUCUGUUUGUGCUACAUGCAGCUUGUGAAACAUGAGCCUCAUGCCUUGAACUACCUCAUGCUCCAAGACCAAGUAAUAUGCAAGCUACUACAUUAUAAUAUUUUCAGUAAGGUGUAACGUAUAUUUUGAUAGCCAUUCAGCAGUGACCAUCUUGGGUGGAAGGAGAAGGGAGAUAUUAAUUAAUUUAUUUGAUAUAAUGUAGCAGUGAACUAGGAAGAGGUAUAUAAUGGUCUAUGACUGUACAGAUUUUCACAAAGGAAGUAUAAUUUUUAUGUAAAUACAUAAAUAUUAAGAGGUACAGCUACAACAGCAUUUUAGUUAAAAUUUGGGGGUUUACCAUGUUCCUAGUUGAAGCCUUUCCAAGUAGAUGGUGACAUUGAAAUAGAGGUAUACGUGCUUCCAAAGAAUCAAAGUAUGAGAACAAUGAACUAAGUGAAGUGAACUUUAUUCCACCACACUGCUUACUAAAUGUGGCGCUUUAACUAAGUUAAAAAGGCGAAUGAAUUUCAUGUUCUUUUACUGCAAAUGUUCCUUGCUCACAGAUUUGUGAACAUGCACUAUACUUUGGUUCUUCAAAUGCAAUUUGUUGUUCUAUAAAAAGUGUCUAUACAAAUGUCUUCCAAGUAAAACACUGCAUAUGUUUGAUGUACAUGUCUUUUAUGCUCAUGUCUCUGUUUAGACAUUAAAUUAUCUGCUGUUUGUAAUUUACAAAAAUGAAAUAUUUUGAUUUGUAACUGUUUACAAUUUAAAUAAAAAAGUUGUUUAUGUAUUGUUA
Messenger RNA from Zootermopsis nevadensis, 3997 nucleotides. The record is from RefSeq and is a predicted model, not a curated record. Lineage: Eukaryota; Metazoa; Arthropoda; Insecta; Blattodea; Termopsidae.